UUUCAGUUUGUUUUUCUUUGUCUUUCAACGCGAGUGGGUUGCGUGCGUGAGCAACGUCCGAGGAAAGUUCACUGAUGGAGCUCUGCAAUUGAAGGCAUCCUCCGAAUCCUCUACAACCUGUGCUGCUAUUUGUGUGUGCUUAACUGAAUCGGAAAAUUCGGGCCCGACUCAUCAUGCUACAAUUCGUGGGCCGUUCAGCGUGAAAAUUGUUCAACGGUAGAAAAUGGAUGCAGUGGCAGCGUCCUGCAGCAAGCAUCUCUCAAUCGACCGUAGCCUGCCGUGAUUUGCCGUUGCUACACUCAUGCUGUGAUGCUUUUUUUCGACGGCCCAUGAAAAAAGUCAUUAGCCCUGAGAGCCUUGGGGUUUUGCCCUUAGAUCAGUUGAUAGCCUCAAGCACCAGCGUUGUGUGAGUGUGUGUUCGUGUCUGUAUUUUUGAAGAAAUCCUCAAUCGUUCGUGUUAAUCUUCGUCUUAAAAAAUCCGUGCCCUAAAAAUUUGUGUAGCAAUUCCUCUCUGUGUGGUUACAAAAUGUGUGAUAAAACAAACGGCCACGGUGGUAUGGCUGACGGAGGUGGCGGUCGGAAUGUAACGUCCGAAGCUGGAACAAAUAAUGGCGGAUCGUCGACGGACUCGGUCCGAAAUCUUACCGAAUCUCCUGGCCCCGGUGGCCAACGGUUAGGCCAGAACGAUAGCGUGCAGCAGCAAUUUACACGCUUCGCAGACUAUUUCGUCAUCUGCGGGCUGGAUUUGGAUUCUGGGCUUGAGCCAGAUCUGUUUGCAGGCGAUAGUCUCCAUUGCUCGCCGCUAGACAGUGCGUACAAAAGCAAACCGCUCGCCCACUACCCAGAGCACGUCGCGUGGAAUCCCUUCGAUGCGCACGGUAUCUGCAUGCUGUCCCUGCCGCAGGGUUUGCGCUUUCGCACCCAAAAGCACAACAUCGAGCCACGGUUCCACGCGUUUGCGACGACGCGCGAGGACGGCAAACGCUGCUACGGGUUCAGCCUGGUGUUCUACGAGGAGGUUCGCAACCGUCAGAUAUGCAGCGCCAUGCACACGCUCCAGUCGAUGUUUAUAACGGAAAUUUCCAGCUCGCAGCAACCACCGCCGGGAACGUUGCGCCGGGUGAAGGAAAGCCCGGUUAGCCGUUCCCUGCCGAGACACUUUAAAAUAGCGGCCCAGGCACCGGCAUCCGCGCUCAGCUACUACGACGUCACGAAGGAUAAGCUGUACGUGGCCAAGAGCCUAUCGCUCGUCUGUCAGGUGCCGUACGCACACGUGGCCGAGCUAUUUCUGCAGAAUCUCUAUCGUUGUCUUCCGCGACAUCCCGGUUCCCGGCUGAGCCUGGAAAGCUACGUGUACAAUAUCCUGUACGAGGUGUCAACACCGCCACCGGGCAAAUCGAUACGAAUAUACAUACCGCCGGAAGAACCACACCUACCUCCGAUCGCCACCAUCCUCCAGCGUCCGGCCCAGAAAGACGAACUGCCCUUCAUGGACUUCCCGCUGCGGUUGCUGUUUACCUAUCUCGGUGUCGAGUGUGUCAUCCAGCUGUUCACGUGUGUGCUGCUCGAGAGCCAAGUGUUGCUCCGGUCGACGGACUAUCAAAAGCUCACGAUCGUGGCGGAGUGUAUCACUUCGCUGCUGUUCCCCUUCCAGUGGCCGCACGUGUACGCCCCCAUCCUGCCUGCCUCCCUGCACCACUUCCUCGAUGCGCCGGUCCCGUUCGUGAUGGGGCUGCAUGCCGAUAGCGAUAGCAGUGUGCGUAUCGGUAGCGAGGCAAACCUGUGCUACGUGGACAUCGACAAGAAGUCGGUACAGCUGCCGGAAGAGCUACCCUCCUUUCCGCACCGGCACGAUUUCAUCUCGGAAAUAACGGCCGUGCUGGACAAGUACUCGGUGCCGCGCGAUCGUUCGCUCGAUCCGCCCAGCAUACUCAGCCCAAAGAAUCUCCUCAAGGACCAUGACAUGAUGACGGCGAGCUGUACGCUCCCGUCCGGGAUGCACGUUCGCCGGAAGCAUUCGCUGCACGAUCUGCUCGACUGGGACCGGCCGAACUCGCCCGACAUGCCACUGCCCCCGACCGCCGUACCGGCCCGCCCGGACGUACGGCAAAGGAUCGUUGAUAUUGUGCGGCGCAGCGGUGGGGAUGAGGUGGACAGCGGUGGACCGAACGAGGUCAUGCCGAGUGCCAAGCAGAAGCAACCGCUCUCCACCCUCGAACAGUACUACGAAGAUCUGAGACUGAACAAUGCGUUGCGCGAAAUUUUCCUCAACCGGUUCGUGCAGAUGUUUGCCGCGUACGAGCAUUUUGUUAUACUUCCAAAUCAGAGCAAAGAUGAGUGGCUAACGAACAGAGAAUCGUUGCACAACUUCGACAAAGCAUCGUUUCUGUCGGACCAACCGCAGCACCAUCGUCCGUUCCUGUCCCGGUUUCUCGAGAGCCAAAUGUUUGCCACGCUGAUCGACAACAAGAUCAUGCUUUCGUGGGGUGACGACCUGAACGGAUGUCCGCUGGUCGACAGCUUGAACGGUGACAUGGAGUACAGCUUGAAGCUGUUCGACUCAAGGAUAAAAAUUUUACGUAAGCGUUACGGUGGCGAAAGCAUGAUCCGAACCGCCAACUAUGAACCAUGUAUACUAGCGAGUCAAACGCAGAAGCUGCUGGACAAACGGUUGCAGACGGUCGAUAUGGAGGUUGCGCCACCGAGUGAAAUCCUGGACAAGCGUGCACCCUACUAUCGGAGCUUCCCGCUGCUGGAGAAAUCCGUCCUCAACCAAGAAUGCGUCUCGAGAGGCAACAGCUUGCGACGGGUGAAGAAUGGCAGCACAAAGUGGAAGGUGAAAGAGAUAUCUCUGGACGGUGGCACAACCAACUUACCGGGACUGUCCAAGGAUGCGGAUGGGAACAAAUCGAAUCGCAACUCGGCCAACCUGUCCGGUGCUGAAAUUAGUCCGGCCCUGCUAGCACAGGCCAACUGGACAUUCGUGGAGAAGCUGCUUAAGGACAUCAAGAGCAAGACAAAGCGAAUGCUGCUGGAAAAGAUGGGCACGGAAGCGAUCGAGCUCGGUCUCAGCGGGGAAGCAUCGGUAACGGGUGUGGAAGAGAACACCAUGAUCGCUUCGUUGUGCGAUCUGCUGGAGAAAGUUUGGUCCCACGGGUUAAUUAGCAAGCAGGGCAAAUCGGCCCUCUGGACGCAUCUGGCAGCGUAUCUGGAGAUAAAGGAUUGUCAAAACCCGGGAAAACAUCAGAUGGAAAACAGCUAUCUCACCCCAGCAAAAGCACGCAGCAACUCGGAAACGCGCUACCGCACACUGAAGCCACCGAAAAGCGGUGGCAUCGCGCCACCGGCUGGCUUCAAGUAUCACACCUCCAUUGCGCACAAAAUACGCCGGCUGCAGGGCCGUACGGUCACGGGUAGCGGCGGCACGCUCUACGCAGCAUCAUCCGCGGAAACGGUACCAACGUCGCCGGGUCGCUUUACUAACUUUAUGUUGUCCGAUGUCGUUGCUUCUUUUGUCGGUAUGCGUAAUGGGUCGGUAGCUAACCUGUUUGCCACGCGCAGUCACUGCGAUCUUUCAUCGUUAGCCAUCGAACCGCAACUUCCACCGCCUUCCCCAACGCGUGGUCGGUCCAAAUCGCGCGAACGUAAGAGUCUUGGUCCCGAGCAGCUGCGACCACUUCCGGAAUCGCUAGAGUUUGACAUCCGCAACAUCCUUGCCAUGACGGACAUUAAAACGCACAUCGGGUACGCCCGUGCCUGGGUACGGUUGGCACUGGAAAAGAAGGUCCUCUCGCGCCAUCUGCGCACGCUACUGUCCGAUGCAGCACUGUUGCGCCAGCUGUACAAACGGUCCGCCUUUGUGCGGUGCGACGACGAGGUGGAACAGUUCCUGUACCAUCUGCUGACGCUCAACGCGGUAGACUAUUUCUGCUUCACCAACACGUACCCAACGACCAAGCUCCCGUACCGGGUGGUUAUCUUCCCGUCGAAGAAAUCGAGCGCUGCCACAACGUCGGCGAACGUUUGGAUUGCGAUAUCGGGCAGCCUCGGGGAAACGCAGAUCAUCAACGUGCCGCGACACUCGCUGGAGUUUGUGUUCCAUCACAAAACGCUCGGCAUCCUAACGUCCUUAAGAAUCGGGCAUGAUGAUACGGGCAUGUCAUCGAAAUGGUUGGUAGAGCAUGUCGUUAUACGGAACGAAGUUACCGGUCACACUUACAAAUUUCCCUGUGGCCGAUGGCUUGGUCGGGGCAUAGACGACGGUUCGAUCGAGAGGCUGCUGAUCGGCCAGCUUGUGCCCCGCACGGUGGACAGCGAGGAGCUGGUGGAGGCGUGCCGAACGCCGCCCCGUACCCGCAGCCCUAGCAUACAGCGGCCGGAGGUACGCCCGUCCGACAUACAGCACAUGCUGGGCGAUUGCGUGAACGCCAUCGUCAAGUGGCACUAUCGGCCGAGCCGGGACCGGGACGCCAGCUCACUAACCAACCUGCUGUGCGGUGAGAAUGGGCUGGUAAAGUGUCUCGAGCAAGCGUUCCUGUGUGGGUUCCGUUCGUCCCGGCUGUUCGGUCGCAAUUUCUACCUUUGGGAUUACUUCGUACGGGUGAAGGAACAGUUCGAGAUUUGCUUGGUGGAGGAAUCGGUCGAGACGGUGCGGGGUGGCGGCGGCGGUGGUGGUGGUAGUGGUGCCUCCAGUUCGCCACCGACCAGUGGUUCGAGCCCAGAAUCUCCACCGCAAGGUACCAGCCAUCAUCUGGCCGGCACUGGUGGUGGUGGCGUCGGUGGUGGCAACGGUGCUGGUGUUGCUCUCUCUCCGGUCGCACGCCAGGAGUUGUCGGCCGUGUGGCACUGCUACUGUCACCUGAUGGACGAGAUCAAUAACGUAAAGCAAACGUUGGGCAAGGAUGGUCGGUUCCAGUUGUUUAUCUGUUUAAGUUUGAGGGAACAUCUCCUGCACCGGAUGCUGGUGCCGAUGGCGUACACACGCGUGACGGCCGAGAUGUACGAGGAGCAGAGCUUCAUGCGGAAGAAGGGCCUGCUAACAUUCCUGCGCCAAAUAUUGGAGCCUUUGGACGAAUUUCACAUCGUGUUGGAAAACUCAAUUACACAAGGUAUCGGAUCUCACUGUUAGGCUGGAUUGGGUCCAUAUUCGAUUAGUUUGAGCGUGGCAGAACCGGAGUGUGUGUAAUCUCGGGUGGCACCCGUCUGGAAAAAAUACUCUCUCUCCCUUUAUCUCUCUACUGUACCAAAUCAUCACGUGUGAAACGGUGAUCGCGUGAUCGGAGGAUAUUUCAAAGUUCGUUAAGCUAAGCGUUUAGUUGUUUCAGGAUGCAGCUACAGAGCAUUACUCGGGGUUAAAAAUCGUAACAUUUAAGUGUCGAAUUAAACUGAAUCUACUAUCGCGUAAAACUGCUGCAGGAUCAGUCAGAGAAGCCUAUUUCCCGGGGGAAAAGAAAGCAUACGCUUUCCAUUUCAACUUUCUCCAGAGCAUGUUUGUCUGAUCUUAGUGUGUGUGUUUGUAAAAAUGCUCGUCGAAAGCAGAAUUUAUAUUUGCUACUUCCUCCUACAAAACUUAUUUCAUUUCAAUUAGCGGGGUUUUUGCAAAUUAUUUUCAUCAAUUUUAGUCGGGGGAAUCUCGUAAACGGGUCCGAAUUCAACACCGCAUAACGGGCAACAGGGAAAAAUGGUGUCUUCGGGGUUAUGUUUUAAGCCGUUAGAUUUGAAUAUUGUGUUGCAUCGUGCUGUUCUCGCAGUUGGUCUCCGAAUGUCGCUUGAUUUUAUAGAUUAAGAUUAAUUACCAACCUACCACACCGAUAGACUGAACCAUAGUUGCGAGAGAUUAUCCCCCCCCCUCCAUUUACUCAGUCUCAGACACAGAAACCGUGGCCAAAGAAUAGUCAAACGAAUGGGUAAUGUCGCAAAGCUAGACCAACGGGCAUCGAUAUCGUGAAAUGGUGUUUUCUUAUAAUUGUUUAGCUUUUGAAUUGUUUUCUAUUUCGUUCGUUGAGUUGCUGUGUUUGCUGUUAAUAUUGUUUUCCUAUUUUAAGCGCCGGGGUAUAUGUUUUUGCGAAGAUUUUUAGCUUCUCCUUUUGUUUUAACUAAACGAGUAAGGAUUGUGUAAAAUUGGUAGCGUGUAAGAGGAACAAAAAUAGUCAUCGACGAUAAACUGUGCCAAAAGAGAACGUUUUGUUCGACACACGCCACACACGACGCAUGUCAAUCACUUCGGGACAUUCAUGUUUCGUCUCAGACGAUUCUAACGACAAUUUAAGAUCAUGAAGCUGAAUAGGUGUGUGUGUGUGUAGGUCAGAAACAUAUGUGUGGUGUAGAACGUUCCAUUGCCCUCCAAAGUCAGUCACCCGUAAACAAUCUCCUUAUAAUCUCCAGUGAUGGGUGCUCUUCACCCAUUUGAUAUUAGUCAAUCGAACGUACAUUAGAUCUGUUAAGUGGUAGAAGAACCAUUAGCUCUCGUGGUAUAGCCGGACGACCGGUACUGUACGCACCACUUUUCACUGUGUCUUCGUGAGCAUGAAAUGUAACAACUAACAGGUGAAGUGAAUAAAAUCAUCCAUUGUCGUUAAUGGUAGUGAAA
Molecule: messenger RNA, 6589 nt
Organism: Anopheles stephensi (Asian malaria mosquito)
Lineage: Eukaryota; Metazoa; Arthropoda; Insecta; Diptera; Culicidae
Gene: pns
Product: DENN domain-containing protein 5B
Exons: 14
Coding region: 527-5128 (1533 amino acids)
Molecular function (GO): small GTPase binding; guanyl-nucleotide exchange factor activity
Source: RefSeq, a predicted model, not a curated record